AGUCAGUCUCAUUGAAAUUCCGUUAAUUUCAUCUAAGCAACGUGAUAAAUAAUGGUAAAGGAGGAAGUUGAGUUAGACGUCGAGAUCAAAUCUCCGGCUAAUAAGUUCCACAUGUUUGUCGGGAGAUUACAACAUGUGCCCAAAGCCACUCGCUACAUUCAGGAAUGUGAUUUGCUCGAAGGGGACUGGGGCAUGGUUGGAAGCAUAGUCUUGUGGAAACUACUUUUUGAUGGAGAGGUAAGAGUGUCAAAAGAUAGGAUCGAGGCAAUGGAUUUUGAGAAAAAAGUGAUUCAGUGGAAUGUGUUAGAAGGAUCUCUCAAGACAGAGUACAAGAGCCUCUUGAAAACGAUGAAUGUGAGCACUAACCAUGGAGGAUCAGGAAGUACGGUGAAGUGGAACGUGAAGUACGAGAGAAUUGAUGAGAACGUUGCUCACCCUGAAAGACUGCUCCAGUUCUUGGUCGAAGUGACUAAACAGGUCGACGGAUACCUCUUAUCUGAGGAAUAAAGGCUGGGUUGACAAUAUAUAAAUAUCUAAUGCUUGACAUACAUGAUUGUGUGGGAGAGUUAUUGUUACGUAAUAGAGGACUCCUCUUGUGUGUUUGUGUGCCUAAUAUCUUUCUCAAUAAUGUGACAUUUAACGGAUUUAAAAGAGAUACUAGAUUUUGAUUCGCGCAAUCGCGCGAAUGUUUUUUCAAAUUGAAUUGAAGAAAUUGUAAACUACUUCCUCUGGAUUUAAAAAUAUGAUGUUUAAGAUUUUGCACAGUAAGUAAUUAACUCUUUUAGUUAUUGCUUUUUGGUUUUAUCAAUAA
This is a messenger RNA of Eruca vesicaria subsp. sativa (arugula), 811 nucleotides long. The record is from the annotation of a GenBank genome assembly. NCBI's taxonomy places the organism in Eukaryota, Viridiplantae, Streptophyta, Magnoliopsida, Brassicales, Brassicaceae.